AUGGCAGCUGCGCGGGUUUACGCGCAGCAGAGCGCCCACGCCGCGCCCGUCAGCGUCCGCUCUUAUUUCCCACACCGGGAGCCCGAACCUAAGGAGAUCACCGCGCUGCUGGCACGGCUCCGGCACCGCUGGGCGGAGGCGCUCAAUGCGCUGUGGCUCUUCGGUGGCCUUGAGUUGCCCAUUUGCACGGCCAACGCGGCACUGGCGGCCCAUUCUGCCUCGAGCUCGGCCUGGAGGUCCUCCUUGGCGCUCUUGCGCCUGUUGGGGCUGCGCAGCUCCACGCGGGACGUGCGAGACGUGGUGUCCUACAGCAGCAGUGCGGUGUCCCUGGAACGAAGGUCGAAGUGGACAGCGGUUUUGAUUUUACUGCAAGAGCUCACCAGGGCACGCCUGCAGCGCGACCUCCUCAGCGACGCAGUGGCGAUCUCGGCCUGUGGCCUCGGUCACGCCUGGCCGCGUGCGGAAGGCCUGGUCGCCGAGCUCAGGAGCCGUUCCUUGCGAGUGAACUCAGUGGUGGCCACCAGCAUCCUCUCCUCUACGCCCUGGCGGCGCGCCUCUGCCUGUGCUGAAGGCCUCUCACAGCUGGCAGCGCCGGCGCUCGCUCGCGCCUAUCGGUCGUGGCAAGUCGCUGUGGACUCUUCACCUAUCACGACCAUCCAACUCAACGCGGCUGUUACCCGCUGUGCCAACGCAGCCCAGUGGCAUUGCGCCCAGCAACUGCUCCAGGAGGCCAGCGCUGCCCGCGUGGUGUACAGCGCGGAGGCGCAGGCACCGGCACGGGCGGCAUGCGUGGCAGCUGGUGGAUGGACACGAGGGCUACAGCUGUUGGAAGGUGCCGCUCAGACGGUGUAUGUCCUAGCAGCCGCCCUGUCGUGGGCCACCUGGCCUGCGGGUCUCAUGCUCUUCCGGCAGGUCUCUCAAGGAGCAUUGCAGCUGGAUUUGACCACUCUGAACAGUGCUUUGGCCUUGUUGGACCACUCUAGCUGGCCACAAGCUCUUGAGCUCUUACGCACCUCCAGCGCCGAAGAGCUUCGCCCAGAUGUCCUGAGUUGGCAGGGCGUGUGCAGCACGCUGGGAGAGACCUGCCCCAGCUCCUCUUCGCCCCAGCUUUUGGUGGCACUGGAGCAGUUGGCUGCUGCUGGCCUGGCUGACCUGGCCGUCAACGAUGUCAUCACAGCCAAUGCUGGAGACAGUCGAGCUGUGAUGUGCCGAAAAGGUCAGGCCGUGGAGCUCUCCUAUGAUCACAAGCCAGCCUCCGAAACUGAGAAGACGCGGAUUGAAGCAGCCGGGGGAUAUCUGGAGGAGAGUGCAGGCGGCGCCCGCGUCAAUGGGAACCUGAACUUGAGCCGUGCCAUCGGCGAUUUGGAAUAUAAGAAGCGGAGUGAUUUGAAGCCUGAGGAACAAGUGAUUUGCUCCACGCCGGAUGUGGUGGUGCGGGAGCUCACACCAGAGGAUGAGUUCAUUGUUUUGGCUUGUGACGGCGUUUGGGAUGUCAUGUCGAACCAGGACAUUUGCGACUUCAUCAAACCACGGCUGGAGAAGGGCAUGGACUUGAAGGAGGUCGCGGCCGACGUCCUUGAGCACUGCUGCUCUGAGGACCCGCAGAAGACCGAUGGCCUUGGCACAGAUAACAUGACCGUCAUCAUUGUCAAGCUUAACGAAUCUUCCAGCUGGACAGCUUCAUAG
Durusdinium trenchii is the source of this 1686-nucleotide messenger RNA. The record is from the annotation of a GenBank genome assembly. NCBI's taxonomy places the organism in Eukaryota, Dinophyceae, Suessiales, Symbiodiniaceae.